AUGUUCGACGGCGUCACCGGACGAAGACGCGCGGUGUCCCUGCGCGGACGCUCGCGAGCGAGCGAACGCACGCGGGAGGAGAUUCUCGAGUCAUCGCGCGACGCGCGCGCGCGGCGAGAACGCGACCGCGCGACGACGCGCGCGGUGGAGACGUGUCAAGCGCGCAGACGGUCCACGGUGGCGGUGCGUCGGGCGCGGGAGAGGGCGCGCGCGUCGUACGACGGCGCGACGUGGGACGACGAUGGGGGGGUGGAUGCGGCGACGCGGCGCGCGCGGUGGUUGGGAUUCUUCGGAGACGAGAGACGAGACGUCGGUCGAGUGGCGGCGUGCGCGACGGCGUGCGUCGCGGACGCGAAUGGACGGUUGAGAGAGACGUUCGUGGCGAGCGUGGGGCGGGGCGGUGAUGCGGUCGGUGGGAUGGAUGACGGCGCGGGGCGGGAGGCGCGACUGCGCGGAUUGACGCGGACGGCAAAGUUGGCGCGCGUGACGCUGCGCGCGCUGCGCGCGGCGUCGAGCGAGGAGACGGACGGGCGACACGCGCGGGCGCUCGCGAUGGGGUUAAUGGCGAUGAUGCGUCGCGAUGACGAGAGGUGGGGACGCGCGGGAAUUGAGUUGUGCGGGCUCGCGUUGUGCGACGGGCGCGAGUUGGAGGUGAUUCGCGACGCGUUACGGAUGUCGACGCUGAGCGUCGAGACGCGGGAAGCGUUACGGAUGACGUGCGAAAAUAUUGCUCGAUGUGAGAACGGAGGCGCUCUCGCGUGGGCGCUCGCGACGAUUCCGCGGGUGUGGGACGCGCUCGGCGGCGUUCGCGAAUGUCGCGAACUUUGGGCAUUCGUCGUGUCUCGAUUGGCCGCGGAGACGGCGCCGACAACGGGCGACGGUCUCUUGCGAGACGUCGACGUCGCACUUGGAAAUGUGUUACGACCGGUGAAGACGUUCGUGAGCGAUGCGCAGAGCCCGAUGGAUGUUCGCGCCGCGCGGGCGCUCGUAGAAACGGUGACCGCGCUCGUGGCGUCGCCGUCGUCGAGCGGCGCGCUAUUCACGAUGGAGGGCGAAAAAAUCGAUGUCGAUGCGGAUGAAGAUGAAGAAGAUGAUGAUGACGACGACGACGAGUAUGACGCGCGCACCAAGAAAGCGGACGCACUCAACUUGCGCUCGGUGAGAGCGGAGAGGAGGAAAGCGCGAGCGAUUCCCGCGGAUGCGGACGUCGACGCGGUUCGUCGGACGUCCACGUUCGAGGACGUCCACGACUUUUUUGGUGAUGCGUCGUCCAUCGCACGUUUGAUGGGCGCUUUACUCCCUGCCGGGGACGAACGCGAGUGCACGAAUAGUUCGGAGGCGUUUUCAUCCUUUGUGUUCGCGUGCGAUUUCACGUUGCGAGGGAUCGAGCGACAAACGUUUCUUCGUGCGCUCACGUUUGGCACGGAUUGCUUUGGCGCGCUUUGGCCCGCGCUCGUGCAUGACAAGGAGGCUCGAAGUCGCGCACAUCGUCGUUUACUCGGUGUUUUCGCCAAGUUUUACAACAUGUACACUAUGAUUAGCGACGACGAGGAGUUUUAUCGGUUGGGAAAACCUCUUAAUUUAGAGGCGACGAAGACGUUUAUCGCCAUGCUUAGAGACGCACUCUGGCAGUUGUUGUGGAUCGAGCGAGGACCAGACGGCACGCCGCUCGACGCGAUCACGUUCUCGGACGAGUGCAUCGAUGCCGAAACAUGGUACGAGUGCUCCGCCGCGCUCGCACUAUUGCAUGACCGGAACGGACGUCAUCAAUUCGUGAAUCCGCUCGUGUUUCAGGUGAGCGAAACGCACGUAGAUAUUCCCGCUCUGCUCCAGGAAGCUCGAGAUCCGAAGUCGCGCGCGUCCACGCUCUUGUCUGGUGCACCGUGUUUGGUUUCGUUCGAAGUGCGCGUGCACAAAUUUAUGGACGAGCGGCGGCGAAGUCGGCAAAUCGUCGGCGCCGGAUAUGCGGGCAUAAGCGUUCGUCGAGGUCAUUUACUCGAAGACGGAGUCAACGCGCUUUCGAGUAAGCUCACGGAAACUUUGAGUGGAAUUAUUCGCGUGCAAUUCAUCAACGAACAAGGGCUCGAAGAGGCCGGCGUCGACGGGGGUGGACUGUUCAAGGACUUUCUCAACGAUUUGAUCGCCGAGGCCUUCAAUCCAAAGUUCGGUCUCUUCAUUGAGACGCCAGAGCGAACGCUUUAUCCAAACCCCGCAUCCGAGAUGCACGCCGGCGAGAGGCACUUGCAGUACUUUUUCUUUCUUGGCGCCAUCCUGGGCAAGGCGUGUUACGAGGGAAUCUUGCUCGACGUCCCGCUCGCGGGAUUCCUCCUCGCCGCGCUCAAGGGUCGCCGCGUCGAGUUCAACGAUUUGGUCACGCUCGAUCCCGAGCUCUAUCGAAAUCUGGUAUCUCUCAAGCGCUAUCCGGGGAACGUGGAAGAUUUAUGUCUCUACUUCACCGCGAUGGAUCGAAGCGGGAUGGAGGAGACCGAGAUCGAGCUCAUUCCAAACGGUUCCAAUGUUCUCGUGACCAAUGCGAAUGCGCCCCGUUACCUGAAUUGCAUGUCCAUCUUUUUACUUCGCGCGCAAAUGUACAGGCAACUGGCUAGCAUGAAGGCGGGAUUCGAGAUAAUGAUGCGGAAACGUUGGUUGAACAUGUUCACCCCCGCAGAGCUUCGAUUGCUCAUUUCGGGUAAUCGCACAGGAUCGAUGGACAUCGCCGACAUGGCGGCGCAUUGCGAGUACUCGGGCGGCUACGACGCCUCGCAUCCGACGAUUCGAGUGUUGUGGAACGUCAUGCGCGAGCUUACUCCAGAUGAACAGCGCGAAGUCUUGAAGUUUAUCACCGCGUGCAGUAACACACCGCUCCUCGGAUUUUCACACCUCGAGCCGAAGCUGACGAUACACAGAAGCGGAACUUCUGGUACGGACGCGCCUGACGCGACCGCCGAUUUAACACGUCUUCCGACUGCGGCGACAUGCAUGAACCUGCUCAAGCUACCGCCCUAUAGCUCAAAAGCGAUGCUUAAAGAAAAGUUGUUGUACGCCGUGCAGUCGGGAAGCGGAUUCGAUUUAUCAUGA
Ostreococcus tauri is the source of this 3078-nucleotide messenger RNA. RefSeq names its product HECT. Gene Ontology annotation, biological process: ubiquitin-dependent protein catabolic process; protein polyubiquitination. NCBI's taxonomy places the organism in Eukaryota, Viridiplantae, Chlorophyta, Mamiellophyceae, Mamiellales, Bathycoccaceae. Gene Ontology annotation, molecular function: ubiquitin protein ligase activity. The record is from RefSeq and is a predicted model, not a curated record. Bases 1 to 3078 code for a protein of 1025 amino acids. The transcript has a single exon.